Molecule: messenger RNA, 3112 nt
Organism: Rana temporaria (common frog)
Lineage: Eukaryota; Metazoa; Chordata; Amphibia; Anura; Ranidae
Exons: 2
Coding region: 387-2957 (856 amino acids)
Source: RefSeq, a predicted model, not a curated record
GACAAAAUGGAAUACAUAACAGACAGUGUAAUUUAAUCUUGUUUGGUUUGAGUAGUGUCAGAAGUAUACCAUCUUCUGCAACACUGUGAAUUUAUUGACAGGAAGGAAAUGUUGUUUGUAUUUUCUCAAUAAAUUUUUUUGUCUACGAUGCACAGAGGGGCAAUAGAGAAAACAUAAUGAUUAAUGGUGUAAGUUCAAAGACCUCUCAAUUCAGUGGAAUAUGCACGUAGACAACAAAAAUAUGGAUAUACAUUGAUUAGUGGAAAUGGUAUAUUAUGAGAUGAUAAUGUUAUUUUAUGAGAUAAAAAUUUAUAUUUUGAGAUAAAUGAUACUGCUUUUCUUUUUUCUAGGAAUGAUUUUUACAAAAAUUGAUCAAAGAAGGAAAGAUGACUACAAAAGAGAUGAAAAAUCUUAAAGAAAGAAAGUUCAUCAUCAUCGUCAUCGUCACAGGAUUAAUUUUUUCACUAUUGACAUUUUUAUCAGUGGUAAAAUAUAUCACAAACUGUUCCAGCCAUGUAGAGGUUAACAGGAUUGACAAUUUUCUCAAAGACAUUACAGUAUUAAGAAGCAAAAGAAAUAUGGACAAUGAUAUUAAUGUAGAUAACAAAUUGGAUAGGUUUAGAUAUACCAAUGUCAAUACAGCUGAUGAUUUGAUUGGGUAUAUAGCUGUGGGACAGGGAUAUGAGCAUUGUAUGGAAUUAUAUUUCAUUCAUAGUAAUGAGGUGGAAAUAGAAGUUAAAAUAGAGUCGAAAACCAAUUUUGUUAAAAUGCAAGGAUUUUAUAGGUCUAAUAACAUAACCAAGACUUUUGAAUGUAAUAUACUGAAAAGAGCUUUUUGGACAUUAUUUGUAAAAGGUAAUGAUUCAACAAUUUGGUCUGGAGAUGUCAAUAAUGAUGUGAUAAGCUCUGGGAAAAUAUUUUAUCCAGUAGAACAGGAUUAUUACCUUUUUCAAAGUUUUGUACAAAUAUUAAAUCCAAAACAUUUAAAAAUAAUUGGAGAUAAAAAGGGAGACAUUGUAAGAAAAUGGGAUUUUAGAGUAAUAAGAAAAUCUACUCAGUUACGAGUCAAAAUUAGCAUUACUGUGGUAGAUAUUAUUGUUCCAGAGAUAAAAGUUUCACCACAGUCUUUAAAAGUCAUUGAAGAUGAAGAUGGAUUGAAUUUGAUGUGUAGUACUCAAAUUUAUUUACCUCAAAGUUCAUUGUUAACUUGGAAAAGGAAUGGUGAUUUUUUGGGUAGUUUUUUCCACAGUACAACUAAUAUAAUUCACAAAGGAAUUUUUGGUAAUGUGAAUUGGAUCAAUGAUAAAUUUAUUUAUCAUCAAUCAGGUGUAUCUUUAAAUGAUACUGGUAUAUAUGAGUGUUGCAUAUUAAUAGAAGGCUAUCCCUUGAAAUGUGCUAAUGCAAGUAUAAUUGUCAUGUCCCCAGGGAAAACUCAAUGUGUUGGUAAAAACAGUGUUCUUGCUAAUCCCUUCCAGAUUAACCAUUUACAAUCCAGAGCUCUAUUGAGAGAGGGAACAUUCGUCAUUAUAUUGUGGAAUUUUAAUAUUUCAGAAUGGAACAUUUCUACAAGGUUUCCACAAUGUCAAAGACAUUUGGUUAAUAUGGAAUUGGGUAUUGAAAGAUGGUUUGGAAUCAAUAGUCAUAACAGAAAUAGACGUGGUAUUGUCGAAGGAGCCCUAGGGGGCAUAGGUAUAAUUGGCAGCAUUGCAAAUAGUAUGGAUAUUAACACGUUAAAAUCUGAUCUUGAGUCAGCAGGUUUAGUGGGAAGUAAAGGUUUUAAGAUCCAAAGAAACUUAAAUCAGAUAUUAGAAGAUAUGGUUAUUAAAACAGCCAAUGUAAUGGGUCCAUCCAUACUACAUCUUCAGAAUAUUACUCUCAAUUUAAUGACUAGUGAAGAACAUUCACAUAUUGCCAGAUUAUGUUUAGAAAUUCAAACAGAAUAUUCCACUAAUUUUAAAAUAAUUGCACAAGCUUUUCAGAGUGGAGUUACCCCUCUUGGUAUAUUGCAGAAUUUACCCAGAGAAUAUGCAUAUGCAAGAAAUCAUACUGAUUUAUGGGUAAAUAAAUGGUUAGGAUGUAGUCAGGAUGUAUGUUACAGUUCUUCUAUGAUUCCUAUAGCAGGGAGAGAACAAAUUUUGGUUCCAAUUACUGUUUUGGGAUUACCAAUUAGUGAUACUCAAUUAUUAUUUUAUAAAUUGCAGUAUACAGAUUUUGCGCUUAACAAGGAUAAUUUGGAAUUAGAACAAUUAGAUUUGUCAUCAUGUUUACAAUUUCAGUCUAAAGUUAUUUGUUUACCUAAUCAAGAUAAAAGGAUAUUUCAUUCUUGUUAUCAUAAUCAUACAUUAUGUUCUGCAAGAAUAGAAACAUUUGAAGCUUCUUCUGAAUUAACUACUCUUGUAGAUAAAAGGAAGGUUUGUUUUCAGAUCAUGAAAGAUACAGAAAGGGUUCAGACUUUCUUUUCCUCUUGCACAAACACAGAAAACCUAAAUCGGGGAUUGUAUUGUGUAGAAGGUGAUUUAAGGGCCAUAAAUGUAAAUGGUAUAAGAACUAAUUUAUCUCAUCUAUCAUUGAGAAAUGUUAGUGUUAGUCCGGCACUAUAUAAUUUGUCUCAAAUAGAUGAGUUUCCGUGGAGAGAAUGGGUUAACGUAAUUCAAAAGGAUCAAGGUUUAUUAAUGGCUCUAGCUAAAGAACUCAGGAAUGCAGAGAUAUCGUUUAAACAUGAGCAAGGGAAUUUGCAAGAGGUAGUUCAUCAAUGGUCCACUUUAGCAGGUUCCAGCUGGUGGCAUCAAUUUAAAAAUAGUAUAUCUAUUUGGGGAAAAACUUCAAUUACUUCCGCAGCAGGAAAUAUUUUAUCACAUCCUAUAGUUAUUAUUUUUAUUAUUAUUAUGUUAUGCAUUAUAUAUCAAUUAUUUUUAAUGUUUAGAAUGAAAAAACUGUAUAAGCAAAAUCAGAAAUGAAAUCAAGAAAGGUGAUGAUAUGUUGCAAAAUAAGCUUAAAAGGAGAUUAGGUUUUGGAGUUGCAAACUCGAUGACAGGUGACAAUGCAUUUGGAGUUAUUAGAUCAAAGUCAGAGUGUUUGUGACAUAAAUGUGUGUAUAAAUGAUUAGAAAUAU